AUGGCAAUUGCAUCCAUGACAAAUCUUCUGAUGUCCAUCGCCGCCCUUCAAUUGGUUGAGCGUCAAAUUGUCCAACUUGAGCAGAAUAUCUCAUUCCUGAUUGCUGCUUUGGCCGCCCAAGAGACUGUGAUAGGUUGGGAUGCAGCAGGCCAAUAUACUACGCAUAAAUUGAAAAGUGCCAUCACUGUUCGUUCCCUCCUUACCCACGGCAGUGGAGCUGGCAAUGACACGAGUAACAAGGGCCCAUGA
Penicillium nucicola is the source of this 249-nucleotide messenger RNA. RefSeq lists its product as uncharacterized. The record is from RefSeq and is a predicted model, not a curated record. The coding region runs from base 1 to 249 and encodes 82 amino acids. NCBI's taxonomy places the organism in Eukaryota, Fungi, Ascomycota, Eurotiomycetes, Eurotiales, Aspergillaceae. The transcript has a single exon.